Triticum urartu is the source of this 1854-nucleotide messenger RNA. NCBI's taxonomy places the organism in Eukaryota, Viridiplantae, Streptophyta, Magnoliopsida, Poales, Poaceae. The record is from RefSeq and is a predicted model, not a curated record.
UGUGAACUGGACACGGACCUCCCACGGUCUCGCGAGCGAGACACGACGGCCGGCGAGAGCCGGAGAGAGUCGGGGAUGUUCGGGUUGCAGGCGAGAGGCGCGGCGGCUCCGUGGGUGGUGGGGCGGACGUACCCGGACGCGCGCCUCUACGACGACGGCGCCGCCAUCCCGGCGCUCCUCGACUCACCUCUUCGACGCCGACGCGCUCAAGCGCCUCCUCCUCGUCAUAGCGCAUGGCGUCGGCGUCGCCCCAAUCUCCCCGCAGGUGGUCAAAGAACGUGGCGGCGUAGUCGUCUGCCUCUACUCCCUGCGCCGUCGCUGGAGGCGAAGAAGCUAGUCUACCUCUACCAGAGUCGCCGGAUUGCUAACAAGAGAAGCAAAAAGGGGCCUGGAAGCUUGACUCGCUCCCUCGCCGCUCCAUGGCCCGCCAUCUGUUUGACGAAAUGCCGCCUACCCUCCUCCUUCGGUGUCUCUGUACACACCGGUUUAAGAGUAUCAUAACUGGCGGUGACAGGUUCAAGGUCUUUGGAGAUUGAGCCUGGUGCACGGAAAGCCAUGGCCUCCAAACAGACGGCACCGAUUAUGAAUCAAGGACAAGGGGAAACUAGCUAUGCUAACAACUCUAGUAUUCAGAACGCUGAGCAGAACAAGAUGAAAUCCCUGAUUGAAGGGGUUGUCGUUGAAUUAUGCAGCAACGCCGGCACCUUGCAGCCCAGGAAGAUAGUGAUCGCGGACUUGGGCUGCUCCACUGGUCCAAAUGCGCUUGCAUUGGUAUCGAUUGCUGUCAAUGCGAUCCACGAUCACUGUCUUCAGUUCCAGCAACCAUCACCAGAAGUGUCUGUGCUCCUCAACGAUCUUCCUGAGAACGACUUCAACACGGUGGUGAAGAGCCUAGUCACUCUACGUCAAAGCAACGAUCCUGUUGUUGUUACCGGUAUCACACCAGGGUCGUUUUACGAGCGGCUCUUCACUAGUGAAUCUGUGCAUCUUGUUUGCUCGUCCAAUAGCUUACAUUGGCUCUCAAAGGCUCCAGAAGAUCUAAAGAGGAAUCUCAUCCCAGCAUAUGACAUUGAUGAGCAUUCUAGGCGUGAAAAACUUCCUAUAGUGCUUGAGGCUUAUGCAAAACAAUACAGGAAAGAUUUCACACUUUUUUUGGAGCUGAGAGCCAAAGAGUUGGCCUCAGGAGGCCGAAUGAUUAUUUCUCUGCUAGGGAGGCGGUCUGAUAUAAUCACCACCAAAUUCCCUUUCCUUCCAGAAAUUGUAGCUCAGAUUCUAUGUGUCAUGGUCUCAGAGGGUGUGAUCGACAAAGAAAAGUUUGAUUCUUUUUAUGGGCUAAUGCAUGAACCUUCGCUCGAAGAGCUGAGAGAGAUCAUCCAAGAGGAGCGUUCCUUUUCAAUCAGGGAGAUGCGGGAGCAUGACCCUAGAACCGAUAUAAACAAGACUCUCAGCACCCCAGGCAUAUUCGUGGGAUUUCUGAGAUCUUUGUUUGAGCCGGUAAUAGUCCAACAUUUUGGAUAUGUCAUGGAUGAAUUCGUGAGGACCGUGGAGCGGCGGUAUAUCCUAGAGGGAAGCUUGCAAGAGGAGCGUGCCAAGUGCCCUUAUGCUAUGCUGGUCAUAUCCUCGCAAAGGCAUGAUUAUCAGGUACCUAAAGGUACAUCACAUUUGAUGAUAGUAAAACUGAUGCUUUCUUUGAGGUCAAAUGUGUGUCCAUUUGAUUAUGUAAACUACACAUUGUGAUGUUAGCUCUGUAUCUCUCAACAUGGCAUGACAUGUUUGUAAAAUUGAAUAUCAAAUUCAAUCAUAUUUGCUGGAGAUGAAAAAACUAAAUACCUGCUGAAAUAAUAUUUCCAUUAU